AUGAGGCCUGUGAUUAUGUCUAGGUGGUUAACCACCUUUUUGGCCUGCCUUCUAAUACAAAAUGUCCUCGCAAUUGAGGUAAAUCCUGAGGAUGAGACCUCCCUCAAAAAUGCCGCCAAGACCGUCGCCACCACCAUGAUGGAUUUCUACAAUGCCCGCGACUCGAAAGAUAUUCCGGGAAAGAUGGACGAUACCUGGUGGGAGGGUGGUUCGAUGUUUAUGACCCUCAUCCAGUACUGGUAUUUAACAGGCGACAGCCAGUUCAACGACGCCAUCCAGGAAGGCAUGUAUUGGCAAAAGGGCAAGAACGACUUCUUCCCAAGCAACUACUCCCAAUACCUGGGUAACGACGAUCAAGUGUUCUGGGGGUUAGCGGCGAUAACCGCCGGAGAACUGAACUUCCCAGAAAGAGAUGGUGAAGCCUCAUGGGUUUCUCUGGCCGAAGGUGUUUUCAAUGGACAGGUUCCUCGCUGGGAUAUGAAAAAUUGCGGUGGAGGGUUGCGAUGGCAGAUCUGGCCUUACCAGGAUGGGUAUAAUUUGAAAAACGCCAUCUCCAACGGCGGAUUGUUCCAGUUGUCAGCGCGUCUGGCACUAUACACUAAGAACGCGACCUAUGCCGAAUGGGCCGAGAAGAUUUGGGACUGGAGUGCGACUACACCGCUGUUGAGGAAAAACUGGACCAAUGGCACCGAAAGCAAAUGGGUCGAAGGUAUAACAGGACUGCUCAAGACAUCUAAUCAGUUCUUCCCUGACUCUGGCGGGAACCAAAUCAUAUCCGACAUAACAUGCGAGCCUAUCAAUAAGUGUGAUCGCAACCAGAAAACCUUCAAAGCCUAUUUUACCGGCUGGGUCGGUUUCAUGUCUCUCAUCGUACCGGCCAAUGUCACAGCGGAGGUAAUGGCGAAAUUCAAGGUCUCCGCUGUCGCUGCUGGUCAGCAAUGCUCCGGCGGAAGCGAUGGGAAUCAUUGCGGAAUCCGUUGGACGAAGAAGGCGGAAUGGGAUGGGACUAUGGGCUUGGAGCAGCAGAUGUCUGUCUUGGGUGUUCUUAAUGCUGUCAUGGUCCCAUUCAAGGCAGAUGGCCCUUACAAUACUGAUAAUGGUGGCACAUCCAAAAGUGACCCAGAUGGGGACACCAGCAAGCAGGAUAGCUUGGAGCCUGCACCUAUCACUACAGGUGAUAGGACUGGCGCGGGAAUCUUGACUGCGAUCUUCGUUAUAGUCUGGGCCGGAGCUACAUGUUGGAUGCUUAUUGGAGGCGAGUAG
Messenger RNA from Penicillium expansum, 1263 nucleotides. RefSeq names its product glycoside hydrolase family 76 protein. Gene Ontology annotation, biological process: fungal-type cell wall biogenesis; carbohydrate catabolic process. The record is from RefSeq and is a predicted model, not a curated record. Bases 1 to 1263 code for a protein of 420 amino acids. Gene Ontology annotation, molecular function: mannan endo-1,6-alpha-mannosidase activity. NCBI's taxonomy places the organism in Eukaryota, Fungi, Ascomycota, Eurotiomycetes, Eurotiales, Aspergillaceae. The transcript is spliced from 3 exons.